This is a messenger RNA of Melospiza georgiana, 1825 nucleotides long. RefSeq names its product LHFPL tetraspan subfamily member 2 (gene LHFPL2). The coding region runs from base 566 to 1252 and encodes 228 amino acids. Gene Ontology annotation, cellular component: membrane. The transcript is spliced from 4 exons. The record is from RefSeq and is a predicted model, not a curated record. NCBI's taxonomy places the organism in Eukaryota, Metazoa, Chordata, Aves, Passeriformes, Passerellidae.
GGCUGGGGGCGGCCGGGUCGGCCCUCGCCGGGAUCCCAUUCCUUCUCCCUCGGUGCAUGGUCGCGGCGGGAGCGGAGGAGGGUGAGCCCGGCGGGGCGCGGGCCGGAGGCGGCGGCGAGAGCGGAGCCCCAGCGCGGAGAAGCCGCCUCUGCCCGAGAGCGGUAUUGGCAGGUGUCUGAAGUGGUUGACUAAGACCUAAGGAUUUGGAGCAGUGGUGUAUGAUGUCAAACAGUGGGCAGUCCUUGUAGCCUCCCCCACCAGCCUGCAGUGUCAUGUGCCAGUAUGAAUGUUAAGAAAGAAACACAUGCUUCAGAGCUCAGCAUCCCAGAAAGAAAAAAGGAGGAACUAAACAGAGAGAGCAAAUGAUUGCACUGCUUGCAAGACUUGAGGCUGCUCACUUCUUCUCCUGAGAAGCUUCAUCUUGGCCUUUGUGAGAGAGUUGGGAAAGUAGUCAGAGCAGCCACAGCGAUAUUCUUAGAGUCCUUUUCCUUUUUUAAUUUAAUUUUUUCUCCCUUGUGUCUGGAUUUUAAGUGUGCUGCACUGAUCACAAGCACUGGACAUCAAUAUGUGUCAUGUCAUUGUAACGUGUCGGUCGAUGCUAUGGACUCUCCUGAGUAUCGUGGUGGCUUUUGCAGAGCUCAUUGCCUUCAUGAGUGCAGACUGGCUGAUUGGUAAAGCAAAGCCUUCCAGCUCCGAGGAGGUGGACAACAGAAUGGGGGGACAGCAGGAGCCCUACCGUCCAACGCUGGGCAUCUACGGGCGCUGCACCAGGAUCUCCCACAUGCAGUUCUCCAGACGAGACACGCUUUGUGGUCCUUACGCUGAAAACUUCAGUGAGAUUGCCAGUGGGUUCUGGCAGGCAACCGCUAUUUUCCUAGCCAUGGGAAUCAUGAUUCUCUGCACCGUGGCAUUUGUGUCUGUCUUUACUAUGUGCGUGCAGAGUAUUAUGAAGAAAAGCAUUUUUAAUGUCUGUGGGCUGCUACAAGGGAUUGCAGGGCUCUUCCUUAUCUUAGGCUUGAUACUUUACCCUGCAGGUUGGGGAUGCCAGAAGGCGAUAAGCUAUUGUGGACCUUAUGCUUCUGCUUACAAACUGGGAGACUGCUCCUUGGGCUGGGCUUUCUACACAGCCAUCGGCGGCACCGUUCUGACCUUCAUCUGCGCGGUCUUCUCGGCGCAAGCUGAAAUAGCCACAUCCAGUGACAAAGUGCAAGAAGAAAUAGAAGAAGGAAAAAACCUUAUCUGCCUCCUUUAACUCCAGUGGGGAAAAAUACCAGCACCUGGAUCUUUAUCUGCUUUCCAUUGACUGGGCAAGCAGAUCUAUUUACCUGUUUUUAACAUUUGUGUGAUUGAGCCCCAUGCAUUCCAACCCUGAACUACUGAAAGGGUCUUUCUUUGCUGGGCAGCGAGGAUCAGAGAAAGGAUCCCAGGAAAGCAGAAUGUAAAUACUUGGGGAUAUUUUUAGUUUCAUUCUGUGAUCAGGACACAGUGGAAUAUAUUAAUCCGACUGGGGAUGUGAGUAAUCACAUGUAUAUAGCAGGAAUGUUGUUAAAACUGAAAAAUUCUGAUUAAUCGGAUUGCCUAACCCUCCUUGGUCACUUUGAGGAGUAAUAAAAGCCAGCACAUUUUUUUUUUUCUUAAGCAAAAGAGAAGCCUAUUUUAAUGAGGCUUUGUUUCCAAGGGCUCCCUUCACUGGUGUGUAUUUCUUCACCAUUAUCUGGUUUGGUACCAUUUUCACGGAGGUGCUUUUUGGUACUGAACUUCCUAGAAGUACAGUGCCUUCUUUGAUAUAAAUUCUAUGUUGAGAGAGCAAAGCUGACAUUUACAC